UAUAGAAUAAAAAUUAUUGGUGAUGUAGGAGGCUUAUUUUUAACAAAAUGUUGCAGACUGCUAUGUUUCUCCUGUUUGGUAUAUUCUCCUUUACAUUGUUAGCAGGAACAACGUUCAAGCUUGUCAGGUUUCUUUCCACACAACCUGAUCAAGAAUAUGUUAUUAAAGAUUCAUCAAACCUAGUUAUGAUAGUGGUAGACUUUUGUCUUUUACUGCUGUUCAUGGUACAACAUAGUGUGAUGACAUCAAAAUCAAUAAAGAAAGAGUUAUGGCCCUUGUGUAAACCUCUCUACAGAACAUUGUAUACAAUAUCCACUUGUGUAGCUCUCCAGACAUUGAUGUAUUUCUGGCAGAGAACAGACAUAAGUUUAUGGUUGAUUAACACAGAAGAUGCUCCUCUCACCUCCCUUUUCUUCACAUUAGUACAAAUAUUUUGUUGGAUGAUUCUGUUUUUGGAGAAUACAUUGACAGAGCCGUUCUUCCUAAUUGGAAUCAAGCAGCUGUAUAACUCUAUACAAGGAUACAGAUCCCCCAAGAGAUUCUUUAGUCGUCAGUUUCAGGAACUUCUCUCUCACAUGCCCCAUCCUGGUACAACCUGUUUUAUUUUGAUCCUGUGGGUGUUCCCAAUAAUGACCCUGGAUCGGUGGUUGUUAGCUACGGUGCUGACGAUGUACAUGUGUAAGUCUUACAGUGUGACACAUCAGGAUUACCUAUACACAGAACAACAGAUACAAACAGCUGAGUAUGUCACUAUGUCAACAUCAACUACCAUUACAGAAUAGAAUGAUGCAACCUAUGUUAUGAAGGAGGAAGUUUGAGAAACAGUCUGUUAUUCUUUAAAAAAUAAGUAACAGGGCUGUUCUAUGAUAUUAGAAACCACUGCCAGUAGGACUAUUUAUUAGAUGCUUUGAACACAAGGUAGAUGUUGCUGUAGUAGUAAGGUUUAUAUAAAGUGUUAUAUCCAUGUUAUUUCAAGUGCUAUGUACAUGUUAUUGUCUAGAUAAAGGUUAUUUUAGUUAAAUAAAUCAGGUGGCUUAGGAGAUUAUCAAGCUUAGCUUUGAGCAAAAAUUAAAUGAUAUUAUUUUAGAAUUUAUGGGUUGACCACUUAAAAUUUCAGAUUUUUAUUAACAUAAGCAUAUGCAGACUAGAUUACAAGUAUUUGAAUGAGAUAGACCUAGGAAGACCCUAAUAUUUUCAUUAGAAUAUAUACUCUCUGACAUAUUAUAAAGAGCUAUUGAAGAAGAAAAGAUAAAUUUAGAUUAUCAAACAAUUGAGAUGUACAUUUAUUAAAUAUAUAACUUGUUUAUUAUUUUGUCAAUUAACAUUGACUUUCUUAAGGUUACUUAAUAAUUUUUUGACAUCAUAUGGCAGAUUGAUAACCGAAAAUUUCUGGAAGGCAGCAUGUACCUUUGACCUAAAACAGUUUUUGUUUCUCUAACUUUUGUUUGCCUCAACCAAAUGUUCUAAAACAAUGCUUAUUACCACAAAACGUAGAAUUUGGGUUGAUUCAUUUUUAUCGUUUUUGAGUUAUACCCCUU
Molecule: messenger RNA, 1538 nt
Organism: Mytilus trossulus (common blue mussel)
Lineage: Eukaryota; Metazoa; Mollusca; Bivalvia; Mytilida; Mytilidae
Product: nurim-like
Exons: 4
Coding region: 48-782 (244 amino acids)
Cellular component (GO): nuclear membrane
Source: RefSeq, a predicted model, not a curated record